AUGCGCGUUCUCUUGUCGCUCCCUAUCGCGGCCCUGGGCCUCGUGGGCUCCACGGUAGCUUAUCCCUACGGCGAGACCGAGGCUGUUCUGCGCCAGGAACCCUCCACCAACCAGGCCAAAGCAGAUGCCGUCAAGGAGGCCUUCCAGCAUGCGUGGGAUGGCUAUAUGAAAUAUGCAUUUCCCCACGACGAGCUGACUCCGGUUAGCAAUGGCCAUGCCGACUCCAGGAACGGAUGGGGCGCUUCCGCAGUCGACGCUCUCUCCACAGCGGUCAUUAUGGGCAAGGCCGAUGUCGUGAACAUCAUUCUCGAGCACGUCGCGAAGAUCGACUUCUCCAAGACCUCCGAUACCGUCAGCUUGUUCGAAACCACGAUCCGCUACUUGGCCGGUAUGCUGUCGGGUUACGACUUGCUGCAGGGACCCGCUAGCGAUCUUGUCAACAACCAGAAACUCAUCGACGAAUUACUCACCCAGUCCAAGAACCUGGCCGAUGUGCUCAAGUUUGCCUUCGACACCCCAUCCGGAGUUCCAUACAAUAACCUCAACAUUACCUCGAAGGGUAACGACGGCGCGACAACCAAUGGGCUUGCCGUGACGGGAACAUUGGUUCUAGAAUGGACGCGUCUCUCCGACUUGACCGGAAACGAUGAAUACGCCAAGCUGGGCCAGAAAGCCGAGUCGUACUUGCUGGACCCGCAACCAUCUAGCGGCGAGCCAUUCCCCGGCCUCGUGGGCAGCUCUAUCAACAUCGGGGACGGCCAAUUUGCCGACGGCUCAGUCUCGUGGAACGGAGGCGACGACUCUUUCUAUGAGUAUCUGAUCAAGAUGUACGUGUACGACCCUAAGCGGUUCAGCACCUACAAGGACCGCUGGGUGCUCGCAGCUGAGUCGACCAUCAAACACUUGGCGUCGCACCCACAGCCCCGUUCGGACCUGACGUUCCUGAGCUCGUACAAUAAUGGAAACUAUGAUCUCAGCUCCCAGCACCUGACCUGCUUCGACGGCGGUAGCUUCAUCCUGGGUGGUACCGUGCUGGACCGCCAGGACUUCAUCGACUUCGGUCUUCAGCUUGUCGAUGGCUGCGAGGCGACCUACAACUCAACCCUGACGAAGAUCGGCCCUGACUCCUGGGGCUGGGACCCGAAGAAAGUUCCCUCUGACCAGAAGGAUUUCUAUGAGCGUGCUGGCUUCUAUAUCAGCAGCGGCGCGUACGUCCUGCGCCCUGAGGUUAUUGAGAGCUUCUACUAUGCACACCGCGUUACUGGCAAGGAAAUUUACCGUGACUGGGUUUGGAAUGCCUUUGUCGCGAUCAAUGAAACUUGCCGCACUGACUCCGGCUUUGCGGCCGUGUCGAACGUCAACAAGGCCAACGGAGGCUCCAAGUACGACAACCAGGAAAGCUUUCUUUUCGCCGAAGUCAUGAAAUACUCUUACCUCGCCCACUCCGAGGAUGCCGCAUGGCAAGUCCAGCGAGGCAGCAAAAACUCCUUUGUGUUCAACACCGAGGCCCACCCCAUCCGCAUUGCAAGCGAUUAG
This is a messenger RNA of Penicillium argentinense, 1536 nucleotides long. RefSeq names its product glycoside hydrolase family 47 protein. Gene Ontology annotation, cellular component: Golgi membrane; endoplasmic reticulum. The record is from RefSeq and is a predicted model, not a curated record. NCBI's taxonomy places the organism in Eukaryota, Fungi, Ascomycota, Eurotiomycetes, Eurotiales, Aspergillaceae. Gene Ontology annotation, molecular function: calcium ion binding; mannosyl-oligosaccharide 1,2-alpha-mannosidase activity. Gene Ontology annotation, biological process: carbohydrate metabolic process; N-glycan processing. The coding region runs from base 1 to 1536 and encodes 511 amino acids. The transcript has 4 exons.